Molecule: messenger RNA, 4261 nt
Organism: Falco peregrinus (peregrine falcon)
Lineage: Eukaryota; Metazoa; Chordata; Aves; Falconiformes; Falconidae
Product: LON peptidase N-terminal domain and RING finger protein 1-like
Exons: 12
Coding region: 194-2086 (630 amino acids)
Molecular function (GO): metal ion binding; protein binding
Source: RefSeq, a predicted model, not a curated record
UGCCGUGCCGUGCCGUGCCGUGCCGUGCCGUGCCGGUAGCCGCAGCCCAGCGCCGGCCCGGGAGCCGCGGGCGGAUGGGCUGAGCGGGGCGGGGCGCAGCAGCGGGGCCGUGCGCGGGGCCCCGGCGGCGGCCGCCGUGUGCGGGUAGUGCCGGCCCGGGGGCAGCUCCCCCGCCUCGGCUGCCACUGCCGCGAUGAGCCGCGGGCCCCCCAGCCCCCCCUCCCCAGCCCGGGGGGGGUGCCCCGGCCGGCAGCCCCGCAGCGCCGGGAGCGGGGACUUGGACGUGCUGCGCUGCCCCUCCUGCCGCCUCCUCCUCUGGGAGCCGGUGACCGUGUCCUGCGGUCACUCCUUCUGCAAGCCGUGCCUCGGGGGGGCCGUGCCCUCCCGCUGCCCCCUGUGCCGGGAGAGGCUGAAGCUGCUGGGCGUCGGGGCAGCGAGGUGCAGCGUGGUGCUCGGCGGCCUCCUGGAGAAGUGCGCGGGGCGGGAGAGCCGGCUGGCCUGGCUGGUGGCCCGUGUCCGCCACCGGCUGGCCCGCGGGGACGCGCGGGAGGCGCUGAGGAUGGCGCAGAGAGGGGUCGAGCUGGCCCCAGAUGCCAGGUCCCUGCGGCUAUGCCGGGCAGAGGCUUUCACUGCGCUGGGGCAGUACUCACAGGCGCUGGAGGACCUGGAUGCUGUGUGUAGGGCUGAGCCUGGAGAGCACGAGGCCUUCUUCAGGAAAGGAAAGGUGCUUCUGGAGAUGGGACAGAGAGCCGAAGCCCUGCUGGCGUGGGAACACUGCCUGACACUCAGUCCCCAUUUCCACCCUGCUUGGAAAGAGAUGGAGAAGAUCCUCAAGCGAGAGGAUGCUCCACAGCCACACGUGGCUGCUGCAAACCUGGGUGAUGCUCACCAGGGCUCAGCCGAUCCCCAGGUUGAUGGAGGGAGCCCUGCACUCCCAUUGUCUUCCUCCCAAGCUCAGGGUCCGGAGGGAGAGUCGACGGAUGGCAGAGGAGCCACAGGGUCUGAGCACAGCCAGGGGACAGCCACCCCUUCCCAGCCAGGGCAAGACCCGGAGACUUCGGCAGAGAGGCAGAGCUGGUGGUUGGUAGAUAAUGAAGAGGAAACGGCAGCAGCAAAGUGUACCCAGCCGUGCCUUGGGGAGCUGCUGAGCAUAUCUGACUUCGAGUGCUCCCUCUGCAUACGGAUGUUCUUUGAGCCGGUGACGACACCGUGUGGGCACACCUUCUGCAAGGAGUGCCUUGAACGCUGCCUGGACCACCGGCCCAACUGCCCCCUCUGCAAACAGAGCCUGAGAGAGUACCUGAAAGCUGGAAGCUACAGCCCCACUGUGCUGCUGCAGGACAUCAUGCUGGCCACCUUCCCCGCACAGCUGGCUGAGCGCCAGGAGCUGCACCGGGCCGAGAUGGCAGAGCUCUCUAACCUGACCAAGAACAUCCCCAUCUUCGUCUGCACGAUGUCCUUCCCAGGCAUUGCCUGCCCUCUGCACGUCUUCGAGCCUCGCUACCGCCUCAUGAUCCGGCGGUGCCAGGAGACUGGCACAAGGAGGUUCGGCAUGUGUAUAUAUGAGAAUGGGAAAAGUUUCGCUGACUACGGCUGCAUGCUGGAGAUCCGGCAGAUCGAGCUGCUGGCGGACGGGAGGUCCUUGGUGGACACCAUCGGCAGGCGGCGGUUCCGGGUGCUGAGCCGCGGACACAGGGACGGCUACAACACUGCCGACAUCGAGUACCUGGAGGACAAGAAGGUGGCCGCGGAGGAGCUGCAGGAGCUGCAGCGCCUGCACGAAAGCACCUACCGCUUGGCUCAGCAGUUCUGUGAGCACAGAGACCUUGUCUCCAGGUACAUUUUGAUGCAGCAUGGACAGCUGCCGGAGAAGGAAGAGGACAUCCAGGCUUUGGCAGAUGGCCCAACGUGGUGCUGGUGGCUCAUCUCCAUCCUGCCCCUUGACCCGUCCUACCAGCUGAACCUCUUCUCCACCACCUCCCUGCAUGCCCGCCUCACCCAGCUGCAGCGCAUCCUCACCGCCCUGCUGCAGCAGCCCCCAGGCAGGCACCCGCUGCCUGAGCGCAGCCCCCAGGGCCAUGUCUGAGCCCCCUGGCCCCUGCCCUCUCUGCAGGGGAGACCUCCACCCCCUUGGGUUUCUCUAUGUGUUGAUUCAUGGUUUUGCGAUUGGCUUAAGCCCCCCCAAAAGUGACCUCAGCGAUGAGUUGGGCACCCUCUGCCCAGCUCGUGGGGCCGGUGCUGCACCGGCAGUGACACUACGCCAUCCAUGCCACCUCCGGGAGCUGCUCGGUGACAGGGCUGUGCCAUGCCCCUGAAGGGGGGACUGGGAUGGAAAUCUGGGUUGUGUCUUGGGAACCAAAAUCACUUGCUGAGCUGCUUUGGCACUAAGGAGGAUUCUCCUUAGGGCAGAGGACCAAGUGCCAGGAUCACCUUGGUUUUGGCUCUUCUGCUUUGAAGGGGAACUUAGGGGUCUUUGGUAGAUGGUCCUGCUCUGUGCAGCAGAUUUAGAAGCUUGGGAGAGGUGGCACCGGGAGGCAGAGGGUCCCGAUGGCUUGCCUCAGCAUCGGGGGCUGACAGCUCUGCCUCUGCUUACAACUUUAACUAAAUUUCUAUUUGAAGGAGAAGAAAGGUUAAAGUAAGCAAUCUGAAACUCAUGGUCCUGCUCCUAACCACUUCCAUAGCCACACAGCAAGGAGAUGCAUGCAGGUCUGGACAUCCCUCUCCCACCGCUUUGCUCAGUGCUCUGCUGUGGUUGCUGUGCAAAGAUUGCCGGCCACUUCCCUGGGCUGGAGCUGUGCUGGAGGCUGCUGGCUGCUUUCCUGACUGCUGGCUCCACUGCCGUGAAGUCCCAUGGGAAGGGGGGGAGUUGGUAGUAUUGGUGCUUUUCUCCCCACCCAAAGGCUGCUCUUCCUGAGCCUGGCUGGGUUCAGGUUGUAGGGUAGACCUGGGGGCUGCAAGGAGCCGAUGGCACAAGGGAGUUAAGCCUGGGAGUGAAUUUUGUGAGACUUUCUGCUCCUUGGCAUGUGCAAUUUUCUCAUGUUCAGUGUUUCUUGUGAACUUUCUGCCUCCUCAGGAGAAAAUCAGGAUCUGAACUGAGGCUGGAUCCUUGCACUUGGGACCCAGAACAGUUCAGGAUCCCCCAAAAGAGCACAGAGUAAAGUCAAGGGCAGCCAGACCUCUGGAGCGGUGGGAAGGGGGUAGGACCGGUGACCGGGGCAGUGAGCCCCGUGUUAGGGGAGCAAGUGCCUAUCUGCAAGUGCCUGUCUGCUGCUUGUCUGUAGACACGGGGAAAAAGCUAUCCCCCUGGACAGACCAGGCUUUCAUCCAUGGAAAUCCUGAAGGUUUGGGGUUUUUGUCUCCCAUCCAUAAUUUCAGUGGCUUUGGGUUGAAUUUUGGGAGUGACAUCCACUUAGUCAUUGGGUUAACAUUGGUUCCUGAAUUUUAUCCCUGCUUUUCUCAAAGGCCCCACAUCCCAUGUGGGGGCUCGGUGGGCUGUUGGAUGUAUGUGAGGGAGAGAAAAUCAGGCUGGGGCUAUGGUGCUUCUUAUUGCAUGUGUUGCUGGGCUGAGCCCAGGGCAGGAGGCUCUGGACACAACUCUUGGAGAGGUCCCUGCCCAAGGUCUCCACCUUUCCCUGUUCUGCCUUCUCCAGGAGUGAGAGGUCUGGGUCAUUCCUCUCCAGCAAAGUGCCUCAUUUGCAGGGAGCAUCGUAGUGAGCGUAGGGUGGCUGAGGGCAACUCAAAAUGGAUUUGCUCCUCUACCUUUGAGCCAUGACCUCCCCCAGUUUCCUUCUGUCAUUGAGACACCGUGACUCCCCUGAGGGGCUACAUCCCUGGGGUGUCACAUAGGGGUGGGCAGGGGUAAGUGAUGGAGGGAUGCCUCACAGUCCCAGGGCACGUGCAUGCAGGUGGCAGGACGUCACUGAAGUUUGGGAAGUGCCUUUCUUUUCUGCAGGAUCAAGGUGAGCUCACCCAGUGACAACCCCACCCCCUGAGCCCCUCACUCGCCUCUGGAGUAGCCUGUUCCCCAGGUGUGGGAGCUCCCUGGACCACUGCAGGUCCCUCAGCCAGGCGGGGGCAGGGGGGGAUGCAGGGGAGAAGCGUGAGUCUUCCCAGGGGGAGAGCCAGGAACCAGAGCCACAUCUGCCUGGCUGCUUUGGGAAGGGACUUGUGCAAGCUGCUCCGGUUUGCUCGGAGCACCUUUGGAGCUUGUAUUGGUGUCUUUGCUCUUUGAAUUAAAUUUUCUUUGUGGUCAUUGAAAUAA